Aspergillus welwitschiae is the source of this 1880-nucleotide messenger RNA. Its product is annotated as thioesterase family protein. The coding region runs from base 621 to 1532 and encodes 303 amino acids. The transcript is spliced from 4 exons. Lineage: Eukaryota; Fungi; Ascomycota; Eurotiomycetes; Eurotiales; Aspergillaceae. The record is from RefSeq and is a predicted model, not a curated record.
CUUCGACCUCUUCCCCCUCUUCCUCCUUCACCUUUCACACUUUCCCAUCUGCUGUACACUUCAACCUCGGCUUGUCUCACUCUCUAACCAACUACAUAGUGCCUCUCCGCACUGAUGUCCCUCGGAAGAGUUACCCGCCCGUUCCCGCUCGACGGAUCCGUUCAGCCGACGCGCUCCCUCAUGCAUUCUUUCCACUCAUCGUGUUGGGAGCUAUGAGCUAUGAGCUAUGCUAGGCUGCCCUGGAUUGCUUCGGCUUCGGCGGGCAGAUCCUUUUUUUCGCUACCCUCCUGCUAUGGACAAACUAGUGCUUAGUGCCCGGGAAAUUAAUUAUUGAGGUUCAGACUUCAGCCGAUGAUCUUCGUUAGUGCGUUGCGCGAACCCAUGGCUGCCUCUCCGCCAUGGGCCGUGAUUUGUCAAAUCCGCGUGCGUUUAAGGUGGUACAUCUGGGACAUGUGAACCUACCGUCAAAAAGGGUCUCCCACCCCUCGUGCCUGUCCUCGCAAGCCAAGCAUUGAAAUUCUCCCCAAAUCCCCUAUCCCCUUUAUCACUCUCCGACCAAACAAUCCCUCUCUCUCUAUAUAUAUAUACUACUUGACGGCUAUACGUGCAUCCGAGCAAGGAUGUCAUCACGAGCCCGACCCAACCUGCUGGAUGUGGUCUCCUCUUUGUCCUCCGUCCCGGGGACACGGAACCAAUAUGCCGUGAAGAUUACACGGGACUGGUGUACCCAACACUCUGUCCUUGGGGGGUUUUCCACUGCGCUUAUGCUGGCCGCCGGUCAAAGGUUCCUUGACCAGGAACUUGGCGUAGGCCGGUAUCCUGACCCCGUUCAUGCGUUCGUCCAGUUUCUACACAUGGUUCAUCCUGGCCCGUCAAUUAUUACAUGCACGCUUCUACGAGUGUCCAAGAAACAAUCCGUCCUACAAGUUGAACUAGCGCGUGCCUCUAAGCCGGGAGAGGACUCAAACUCCUAUCCAACUACUACUCUCGGUAUCUUCACAUACGGCGAUAUUAGCAAAGAAAAUGGCCUAUCACAGGAAACGCGGCCGGUCAUCACUCGGCCACCCCCCGACCGGCUCACUGAAUGCGUUACUAUCGACGACCCCGUCGUCAGCUCAACUCCUGUGACCGCGAAGAUGAAUUGGGUCGCCCCACGAUCUCCACAGGGACUCUGGGGCCACCGCCUCGGCGGCCACAACCGCGAGGUCUGGCUGUCCUUCCGCGACGGCUCCAAACUAUCUGACGUGUUACAUCUGGCGUAUCUUUCAGACCUGCCCCUGCAGCCACCAGCGACCCAUAUUCCGGAUUUCUACGCUAAAUAUGCGAUCUCCACCCUGUGUCUGUCGAUCGAGUUCAAAAGACGGCCCGACCCGUCCACCGACUGGGUCAUGGUCCGCUCCAACUCCAACAAGGUCUCCAAUGGCCGGUAUGAUGCUGCUUUGCAACUAUUAGAUGAGAGGGGCAAUCUUCUCGCCUUGAGCAAUCACGUUGUGUUUACCUCAGACUUGAAGCCCCGGCCGGCUCGGCUGUAAGUGUGGGGCCGUGGGUCUUUUGAUUUUGAGCUUAGCGUCAAGUCAUUUGUCACUGCAGUAUGUGAUAAUAAAUUCAAAAGCGAGGUGUUUUGUUCACGGAGAGAGUGGAUAGACAUUGAUUCUGUAGUCAGUUAAUCCGUAUUUGGAGGUGAUUAGCAUAAAGUGGUUGGUUCCUGCCCCAGUUCUCCGUGGCCAGGGCAUUAUCGAUAGAUUCGUUUAUGCUAUCUACAAACUAGCCUGAGGGAGCACACACUUUUAUGUCAUUUUCAUUUCUUUCCUUCUCUUUCAUUAAAACAAUUCUAGAGCAUCAGAUCGAUACGAAUUUGACCGGCGGCUUGUUUCGUCCAG